UUCUUUUUUUUUAUUUUCUUUUAUUUUUUUAUUUAUAAAAAAAAAACAAGCAAAACGGAGAUAACAAAAGUUCUUUCUUUCUAUCUUUUUUUUUUUUCUUCCUCUGUCUAUCAAUUAUCUAAUCUUCUCUCCAUUAUACUUUUGGUCAUUAGCUACGCCAAUUAUUCUUCCAGUAAUAAACGGUACCUAAACUCACUUUUUUUUUUUUCUUAUGGGUCAACUCUUAUCAAAUUUUAAAAGUGAGGCUUCUAUACCUGACUUUGGGUUUGAUAUCGAAAAUACAACCCCAUCCAAUGAAGAUCGAGAACUUUAUGAAGAAAUACAUACAAAAUUAGUAGCUCCUACUCCUCAAUUGCUGGAACAAUUGAAGAAUUAUACUCCUUCUGAUGCCUUCAAAAUCGCUAUUGAAAAUGCUACACCAGAAAAUGAAGAAAAAGCUUGGCAAAUGGUUUUACCUACUGUAGAAAUGUUAAAUGCUUUUUAUCAAUAUGCCUCCGAACUGCAGGUCAGUCUUCCGAAAUUAUUAUCAGUCUUAUGUAAAGAUAAUCACUUUGAUCAACAUCCUGGAUUAACCAAAUUAUUAGCGGAAAUCUUGGACUUUGUAUUUGAUUUUGAUUAUUGGAAAAUUCGAACACCAACAUUAUUAAAUAAUUUUGCUUAUUAUCGACGACUUUUAGCAGGUGGACGAUAUCAUCCAUCACCCAUUACAGUAAAAACAAAUGAUCACAACGUAUCCGAUUUACGAUCAGCCAUGCAAGAAGAUGAUCAAGCACACAAAAUCACCAUGUUCUUGGCUCCACCUACUCCCAUGUUCACCACUGUCAUUGAUACUAUCACCAACUAUGUCAACAAACAAGGUUUACAACGUAGUGUAACUGAUUGUUUAGUAGCAUUAUGGGCUGCUUGUGUACAAGGUCUUUCCAAUAAAAAAAAACCUUUGGAUGAUCCAACCACUUCUACUUAUUUAAAAUCUAUGGUGGCAUCUAUUAUUUUAUAUGAUCAUAUCGAUUCUCAAGGUGCUUAUUCGAAACAAUCAUGUAUCAACAUGAAAACUUCCAUCAAAUUGAUCCAAACCACUCCCGAUCUACCUGAAGAAUCAUCAGCCGAAAACCUGUUAUCUGCAUUGCGAUACAAUUCAAAACAUCUUAAAGAUGAUACGACACCCAAAAGUAUCAAAUUUCUACUCCUUUCUUCCUGAUGGACAUCCCCCCAAAAAAGAUUUUUCUUCUCCUACUUUGUUUAUUUAUACCCUAUUUCUCUCUCUCUCUUUUUUUAUCGUUUUACUUUUUUUUUUCCCUUUAUAUCUUGUAUCUUUGUCUCUUCUUCUUCUCCUUCUUUUUUUUUUUCUUUUUUUU
Molecule: messenger RNA, 1355 nt
Organism: Halteromyces radiatus
Lineage: Eukaryota; Fungi; Mucoromycota; Mucoromycetes; Mucorales; Cunninghamellaceae
Exons: 7
Coding region: 212-1198 (328 amino acids)
Biological process (GO): regulation of actin filament polymerization
Molecular function (GO): small GTPase binding
Source: RefSeq, a predicted model, not a curated record